Messenger RNA from Cylicocyclus nassatus, 405 nucleotides. Lineage: Eukaryota; Metazoa; Nematoda; Chromadorea; Rhabditida; Strongylidae. The record is from the annotation of a GenBank genome assembly.
AUGAAGAAGUUGGGGAAAAUACUUAAGGAGCUGAUAGGAGGUUCCCAACAUAUGAUCGCCUUCGAAAUCUCCAUUACGGAAAGCGAAGAGGAGACGAUAGAUCUUUUACGAACCAGGAUAAAAUCAAUACAACACACCGCCACGCCAACAUCUCUACAACCAAAGCUGAAGGGAGGACAUCCCAAGAAACUUACCUGGAUCAUGCUUGAUCUGACAGCAACAGCAAUGUCUCUACUCAACAGACGAAAAAGAGACAGAACUUUCUUCACGCCAGACAACCUGACCCAAGCCAAGAAGAAGAGAGAGACAACUCGAAGCCGCCGCUAUACCUCAAUCAUCUAUCAAGUCGUCAAGAUGGACAACGCCGCUGCCAUAUACAAACUAGCUGUAGGCAAUGCUGCUUAG